CAUCGAAAUAUUAAGCUAAGGUAUUUUUGUUAAUUCCUUCAAAUAUACCAAGGUCCGGCGUAUAUAUUAAAGAUGUUCAAGGUUCACAUCACCAGUAACAGCUCUCCAAACCCAUGUGCAUGGCCAAUUGAGCAUGGCUCGGCAAACUACCAACCGAAUUUCAAGAACAAUUUGAAGGUCCUUCUUGCAUAUGAUGAAGUAAUUGGACGGAAGGUGUUGAAGGUUAUUCUCAAGAGCCUUCGCGUGGAAACUCUAGCAGUUGAAAAUGGUAUGGAAGCUAUAAAUCUUUUUCAUGCAGGAAAGAGCUUUGAUGUUAUCCUGGUGGCCCUAGAAAUGACUGAGAUGAGCGGAAUAGAGGUUACGCGAAAGCUGCGGUCAAUAGGGGUGACUAAAACUAUUGCUGGUCUUACUGUUCGAUCUGUUGAUGAGGUCAUGCAAGAGUUUGCUGAGGCUGGAGGAGAUAUUCUUCUUACCCUGCCUAUUCUUCGGGCAACAUUUAUCAAACUGCUUGAAGAUGUCGAUGUAUCUCUUGGAUAAACCUAUGUUAAGUUGCAGCUGAAGUGCAUCAUAUGCAAUGGAUUUCAACCUAUUAGAAUUUGGAAGGCACUUGUUCAAUUGUUAAUCCAUUGGGACUUAAAAGGAUGCUUUAUUUGAGUAUGAGAGUUCUUCAGAAGAAAUAAAAAGUUCUACCUUGCUGAAAAUUUAGUGCAU
Messenger RNA from Phoenix dactylifera (date palm), 711 nucleotides. Its product is annotated as two-component response regulator ORR42-like. Gene Ontology annotation, biological process: phosphorelay signal transduction system. NCBI's taxonomy places the organism in Eukaryota, Viridiplantae, Streptophyta, Magnoliopsida, Arecales, Arecaceae. The record is from RefSeq and is a predicted model, not a curated record.